AUGCGCACCCUACUGCGAUCCGCCGUCACACCCUCUCCCUCCACCGCCCCUAGCGCCACCGCCUUCGCCGCACGUCUCAAGAAGUCCACCAACAUCACCGGUCUCGACGUCUCCACCUCCCCCCUUUCCGAACUCGAAUCUCGCUACACUAAGACUCUCUCCCUCCUCUCCACCCUUCCCGAGCAAUCGGUAUACCGACAGGCCACGUCCGCACUCACCCAGCAGCGCCUCGACAUUGUCGCUAAAUUCAACGGUCAGGCUAAAGCCGUGAGCAGCAAACCGGAUCAACUGGAGGAGCUCUACGAGCAGGCGGAGCAGGAGUUGGACGCGGGACAGCUGGAACAGGUUUUGGAGCAGGCAGUGGCUGAGUACAGGUUGGCCGCGAAGAUGGUCGAUUGGAAAGCUUGGGAACCACUCGAACAUCCUCCAGCUCCAGGACAGUGGAGCUACUUCAGCAUGGCAGAAGAGGCAGGUGAAGGUGGAGAGGACCAGAACGUCGAUGGUGGGAAAAAGUAA
Messenger RNA from Pseudozyma hubeiensis SY62, 516 nucleotides. RefSeq names its product potential mitochondrial Complex I, B13_NDUFA5 subunit. NCBI's taxonomy places the organism in Eukaryota, Fungi, Basidiomycota, Ustilaginomycetes, Ustilaginales, Ustilaginaceae. Gene Ontology annotation, biological process: respiratory electron transport chain. The record is from RefSeq and is a predicted model, not a curated record. The transcript has 2 exons. Bases 1 to 516 code for a protein of 171 amino acids.